GUCCCGCUGUUCGUAUCAUUAGACGUCCAUAUUUUGCGUGGAUAUGUUGAUAUUUCAUGAUUUAAAAGAUAAUAAGUGAUAAAGAUUUCAUAUAGUGUUGCGCUUAGUGUAAGUCAAUUCCACUGAUUAGUUUGAAGGCAGUGCAGAUAUAGUUAAUUGUAGUAUAAUUUUAUAAUUUGUGUAAAAUAUGCAAUCAUUUAGGAAAUCGGCCAUAAAUUUGGCCGUGUUAAAUAAACAAUUCGUAAGGUCAGUGACCGUAAGCAGUUCAGCCGUUAAUAGUAAUGAGAAUUGUCAGGAACUGAAGUCAUGGCGAGAGAUACCUGGCCCUUCUUCUUUACCUCUAAUUGGACAAAUACAUCAUUUUCUUCCUGGAGGCUCACUACAUACAAUUGAAAGUAAUAUGGGCUUAUCCGAAAAGUUGUACCAGCUUUUUGGACCGAUUGUUAGACUGGAUGGUGCAUUUGGUUCGCCCAGUAUAAUUUUUUUGUUCGACGCUGAAGCUUCGUCUCAAAUACUUCGUAAUGAGAAUUGGAUGCCGAUUCGAAUCGGUUUUCAAAGUUUGGAAUAUUUCAGGAAGAACUAUAAGAAAAGCGAACGUGAUCAAAAUGAAUCAACAGGUCUAAUCACUGAACAACUUGAACCGUGGAAGAAGUUCCGAUCAACUGUCAACCCUAUUAUGCUACAAACUAAAACUAUUAAACUGUAUAGAAAUAGCUUAAUUGAAGUUGCUGAAGAUAUGAUUAAAAGAAUGAAGCUUAUACGUAACGAAAAAAAUAUGUUGGAAGGGAAAUUCGAUGAGGAGAUGAAUUUGUGGGCUUUGGAAUCCAUUGCUUUAGUAGCACUUGGGGGUCGUCUUAAUUGCCUUGAUCGUAGUCUCCCAGAAAAUUCUCCGGAAAGGAAGUUAAUACAGACAAUACAUGACAUAUUUAAAACAGCGGAAGAAAUUGAUUUUAAGCCAAGCCUCUGGAGAUACAUUUCAACCCCAACCUUUAAAAAGGCAAUGAACAUGUAUGAAACACAAGUAGAACUCAGUAAAUUUUUUAUUGGAAAAGCGAUAAAACAACUUGAAACUAAAGACAAAAACUUGAACGAAGAAAAAGGCAUUUUGGAAAAACUACUGGAAAUUGACGAAAACACAGCCGUAACCAUGGCUAGUGACAUGUUGUUUGCUGGUGUCGACACGGCGGCCAACACCAUGACAGCGACUCUUUACUUACUGGGUACAAACCCAGAAAAGCAAAUAAAAUUAAGGAAAGAAAUCAUGUCCGGAAAAGAGGAGCGAUCAUACUUAAAAGCGUGUAUAAAAGAGUCGAUGAGGAUGCUCCCGGUGGUUGCGGGUAACAUGAGGCAAACAACAAAAGAAUACGAUAUUUUAGGCUACAGAAUACCCAAAGAUAUGCAUGUAUCGUUUGGUCAUCAAUUUUUAUCGUCAAUGGAAGAGCAAUUCCCGAGAGCAAAGGAAUAUAUACCAGAAAGAUGGAUUACCGAAAAAACUGACCCGUUGCAUCACAGCAAUGCACAUCCUUUUGCAUUCAGCCCAUUCGGAUUUGGAGCUCGCAGUUGUAUUGGUCGUCGGAUAGCUGAAUUGGAAAUAGAAAUAUUCCUCGCUAAGGUCAUAGAGAACUUCCACGUGGAAUGGUUUGGACCACCUCUGAAGGUUAAGCCUAGUACUCUCAAUUACAUCACGGAACCCUUCAACUUUGUGUUUAAGGAUGUUAAGUAGUAUAUUUUAAUAGCGUCUUAGUUAGUGCUGAAUAGGAUACAAGAUACAUACUGAGU
Vanessa tameamea is the source of this 1779-nucleotide messenger RNA. RefSeq names its product cytochrome P450 CYP12A2-like. Gene Ontology annotation, molecular function: monooxygenase activity; heme binding; oxidoreductase activity, acting on paired donors, with incorporation or reduction of molecular oxygen. Lineage: Eukaryota; Metazoa; Arthropoda; Insecta; Lepidoptera; Nymphalidae. The record is from RefSeq and is a predicted model, not a curated record. The transcript is spliced from 10 exons. Bases 188 to 1723 code for a protein of 511 amino acids.